UAACUGAGCAUUGAUCUAUACGAGGACAUUUCUUUUAAGCAAAAGAAACAUGAAGGCAUAUUCGUGUCCUCGUCUUUAUAUCUUUGUCCAUCGUCUUGAUGCAGGACGACCCAUGCAUAGACCGAUCAGCAAUGGCACCGGCGGCACGCACGCUGCGUGCGCCUCGUGCAAGCACCAAAGGAAGAAGUGCAACGACAGCUGCGUGCUGUCUCCGUACUUCCCGGCGGAGAAAUCCCUGGAAUUCCAAGCCGUGCACAAGGUCUUUGGCGUCAGCAACGUCACCAAGAUGGUGCUUGGCGUGUGCAAGGAGGACCGGCAGCGGCUCGCCGACUCGCUCGUCUGGGAGGCCAGGCUCCGGCAGCAGGACCCAGUCCACGGCGCGUUCGGGGAGUACCAAAGGACACAAAACGAGCUCCAGUACUACAAGAGCUUGUACCAGAAUCAAGCGAUCCGAUGGCAACACUUGCAAGGGGAGCUCAGCAAGAGAAGCCACGGCACAGCACGCAGCCUCGUGGGGUGGAACAACAAGAGCACGAACGCGAUGGCGGGCGACCCUGGGACGAGCACGAACACCGAGGGGAGUUUCAAAGGAGGGGUCGUUCAUGGUACUGCCAUGAAUAGUACUUACGUGCGCGACAGUGGGAGCUGCAUAAUCGAUUCGAUCCCAUAUCAGGGGCAAAGUUUAGAAAAUUUGAAUCAAGAAAGAGAGAUUGCUUCUGGAAUCCCACCCCAACAGCAUGGUAUUAACGGGUUUAAUCAGCACUACUUCAUCUCAGGUACAUAGGAAGAAACCUGGAUCAGAAACUUGAUGAUAACAUCCAUGGAUGCACGAUGGAGGUCCCAAGAAUCUCACCUUUGUUGUCGUCUAGGGUUGUCGGACGGUUCUUUUGAAAUACAGGAAUAGUUAUACAACCUUCUACUGUUUCUAUUCUUUAUUUUUCUCUUUUAUUUUCCCAAGUUAUCGUCUCGAUUCAAUCGUAGAAUAGGCCUUAACACGUGUUUCUUUUGACUUCGAUUUUACAUCCUUUGUUUGGUGCUUCUACGAUUUGUUCAUCUGCCGAUGAUAUUGUGUGGCAAAACAGCAUAUGCAUAGAAUUAUAGCUCAUUUAGGGUCUGUUUGGUAAUGCUUUUGUUGCUCUGAUUCUUCCCGAAAAGAGAAAAAGAACAGAAAUUUGGUUGGUAAAUUCCGGGAAUAGAAACAGAUUUAGAACAGAAACAAGAAGAAAAAAAAAAUGUAGGGAACAAA
Rhodamnia argentea is the source of this 1246-nucleotide messenger RNA. RefSeq names its product LOB domain-containing protein 2. Bases 50 to 784 code for a protein of 244 amino acids. The transcript is spliced from 2 exons. The record is from RefSeq and is a predicted model, not a curated record. NCBI's taxonomy places the organism in Eukaryota, Viridiplantae, Streptophyta, Magnoliopsida, Myrtales, Myrtaceae.